CGAAAUUCGCUGCCCCUGUAGUAAAUGUGGAAAUUUACCUCACCACAAUAGGGCAGUUGUAACAGACCAUCUCUUGAGAUAUGGUUUCAUGGAUGCAUAUUCUGUGUGGUGGGCACAUGGUGAAACUUUAAGUAACAAUGUUGAUCCAUGGUUUGCCGCAAGUGAUGUGGCAUCCUCAAGUAAUAUUGAGGAACAUGGUAAUGCUGAGGAUGAUUUCCAUCACAUGGUUUAUGAUGCAUUUUGUCCAUCUGAGAAUGAUCGCCAUAGAAAUGAAAUAGAGUUUGCAUCUGAAAAUGUUGGAGAUGCGCCAAAUAAUAAUGCACAAUCUUUUUAUGACUUGUUGCGUGCUUCAACCAUCCCGCUUGGACCAGCAUCUAAUAACCAGACAUUGCUUGGUUGGUUAUCAUAUAUGCUGCAUACCAAAGCCAAAAACAACAUAAGUGGUGUUGGUUACAAUGAGAUCAUUCAUGGCUGUAGAAAAUUGUUAAGUCCGGAAGAUCAGCAAAAAGUACCGUCAAAUUUUUAUGAAGCAAAGAAAUUCAUGAAAAGCCUAGGUUUAGGCUAUGUCAAAAUUGAUGCAUGUGUUAACAACUGCUUUCUGUAUUAUGGUGAUGAGGCUAAGUCACUUACUGCUUGUCCAGUUUGUGGUGAACCUAGGUAUAAAAGACGCAACUCGGCUCAAACUGGAAAAAAGGAUAGGCCGAGGAAUUCUUCGUGGUAUCUACCCAUUAUUCCACGCCUACAGAGGCUGUACAUGUCUCGUAAAACUGCUGAGCAUAUGACAUGGCACCUUAAAUGUUGUGUUGACUCAGAGAUCCUCAUUCAUCCAGCUCAGUCUAAUGCUUGGAAGCACUUUGAUGCUGUUCAUCCUUCAUUUGCAGCUGAUCCGCGAAAUGUACGGGUUGGUCUUGCAACAGACGGGUUUAACCCAUGGGGUCACUCUUCAAGGUCAUAUUCCUGGGUAGAAACAUUUGACAGCUUCCGUAAACAGAACUUCACAAUGCGAGCCAUGCUUAUGUGGACCAUAACGGAUUUCCUCAGCUAUGGUAUGGUUUCUGGAUGGAGCACGCAUGGCCGUCAGUCUUGUCCAUAUUGCAUGGAAAUGACUCGUGCUUUUUACUUGCAAAAUGGUCGCAAGAUCUCAUUCUUUGACUGUCAUCGACAGUUUCUUCCUGCAUCACACUCGUACAAAAUGGAUACAACUCAUUUCCUUAAGGGCCGCUUUGAAUUUGGCCCCCCUCCUCCACGAUUAGAUGGUCAUUCUGUUCGACUUCAAGUGGCCACACUACCUGAUGUUUUAUUUGGAAAUCCAUCAGUAAACCAAACUAUUUUAGGGUUCGAUGAAACACACAAUUGGGUGAAACGGAGUAUCUUCUGGGAACUCCCAUACUGGGAGGAUAACCUGAUCAGACACAAUCUUGAUGUCAUGCACUGUGAGAAGAAUUUCUUUGACAACAUCAUACACACAGUCAUGGAUGACUCGUCCUCAAAAGAUAAUGUUAAGUCAAGAAUGGACUUACCAUUGUACUGUGAUAGGGAAGAACUACACUUGUACUAUGACCAUGGUUUUGCAUCUAACAUCGCACAUUGUGUGAACUUAGCUGAGUUACGCUUAGUUGGAUUGAAGAGUCACGAUUGCCACAUAUUCAUGCAGCGCCUCAUUCCAAUUGCUUUCCGUGGCUUGUUGCCAGAUUCUAUAUGGGGUCCAUUAACAGAAACACGCUGUCUAACUGCUCAAGAGAUGAAGGCGGCUGAACUUUAUGUUCUACUAAACUGUAGGGAAGUUGAUGCGCUUCUUAGGAUGUCAGGCAGGCCCAUUAACUCCGCACGGAGUCGCACCACAUCAGGGAGACGAGGACGUCACGACGCUGUAGAUCUUGCACGUGAUGUUACCCCAGUAAUGAACGCGGGGCAUACUCAGUCUAUUAGUCCACAGGGUUCUAUUCAUGUAGCAGCCGCAUCCUCUAGCCAGAAGCAGAAGGGAAGAGGUCCAAACAAAUCGAAAAAGGCUGCAAGAAGACCAGAUGAGAGACCAUUUAUACAAAUUUCGCAUAAAAGUACAUUCUUGGAUGUUGAAGUCCCCAGAUUGAUUACGACCCUAUGGAAGAGGGUUUAUGAUGGUGAUUACUUCACGUAUGAGUUGUUCCCAGAACACAAAAGGGUGCAAGUGUGGGAGUUGUUUAAGACACAUUAUCAAUGGCCUGUAGAGGAUGAGGAUGCGAUUCGAAAGGCGUUCUUAAGAUCAAUGAAGAAAGGAUGGGGCGAUAAUAUGAAGGAUGAGCGGGAUAAGUGGCGUACAAAUGGUGAGUAUAGGCCAGUAUGGGUGCCCGAGCACCUAUGGCUUACAUUAUGCACUUAUUGGGAUUCUGAUGAGUUUCACAUUCUUAGCGAGAGGGGGAAGAAAAACCGAGCAUCUGGGGAACGAGUUUCAGACACUACAGGAUCAGUGAGUUUUGAUGUACAUGAAGAACGGAUGGAUACGUAUGUCAGUGAGUGCUCUGCUACUUAUGGCUCGGACUCAGCAUCAUGGCCGCCACGGGACAAUGACGCUUGGGCAGUUGUUGUUGGUGGAUGCCAUAGCAAUUUCAUGCCGGGAAUUGGUUCACAUGUAAACCCAGAGGAACUUGGGUUUACAUAUAGAAAGCGACAACCAAAGGGGAAUUCAUAUAUGAGCUUGAUGUUAUCAGACAUGGCCGAAAAACAAGCGAAAGAUAGGGAGGCAAUGCAAAUGAUGCGAGAUGAAAUAGGGCAAGUCAAAGAGCAACGAGAAGCAAUGCAACGGAUGAUGGAAGAAAUUGGGAGGAUGCAGGCUUCUCUAUCGCAGCAAUUCACUGCUUUUAGUGCGUACGGGAUGCGCCUGCCUAGUGCUACCCCAUCGUUGCCUCACACAGGGCAAGCAUUUCCUCCAAUAAGGACAUCAUUCCCUACUGUUGGGCCAUCGUUUCAUGCUAGUGGGCCAUCAUUUCCUCAUGCAAUGCCAAUGCAACUCCCGAUAGAACCUGCAUUCCCAAUGGGCCAAAUGGGGAGACAGUCAGAAGCUCCAAAUACAUCUUCACCCAAUCCCCCGCAAGAUGAGUUUGGUUAUCAGCCGAGAUUUGAUACAGAUUACCAAGGUCCUUUUGGGCCCGAAUAAUCAGUGUGCAUGAGGUUGUGAACUCAAAACAUGGCAUGUUCUUGCUACUUAAGGAAAAUACUUUUAUUUUUUGGAUGGACGAUUUGAACUUGUUAGGACAUGAGUGUAUAUGUCAGUUGGAAUUGAAUGGUUUGUAGUAACAUUAACUAAAUUAUUAUGACUUGC
Messenger RNA from Rubroshorea leprosula, 3298 nucleotides. The record is from the annotation of a GenBank genome assembly. Lineage: Eukaryota; Viridiplantae; Streptophyta; Magnoliopsida; Malvales; Dipterocarpaceae.